Molecule: messenger RNA, 2951 nt
Organism: Schistocerca piceifrons (Central American locust)
Lineage: Eukaryota; Metazoa; Arthropoda; Insecta; Orthoptera; Acrididae
Product: mucolipin-3-like
Exons: 13
Coding region: 953-2755 (600 amino acids)
Cellular component (GO): lysosomal membrane; plasma membrane
Molecular function (GO): NAADP-sensitive calcium-release channel activity
Source: RefSeq, a predicted model, not a curated record
AACUGCCGGCCGCAGGGGUGCAGAUUUUAACUACAGUUCUAGUCUUUCCUGCGGGGACACGGCAGUAACACACUGUAGAACACAGUGCAAAGAUACGACUUGGCGGUAUGAGCUGAUAUUUUAUCUUUCCGGAUAUGUAUGUUAGCGCCCGCACCUGAUACUUUGUAGAAGAGCCAUACUCAACGGGCCAAAGAGCCGCACGUAACUCACGAGCUGCGGUUUUGCCGACCACUGGGUGUUCCAGUCGCGAUUGGAAUGUAUCAGAUCUGUUGGCAGCAGAAAUGCUCGAACUUCUCGAUUCAUUUCGUGUUGGGGUAGGAUUCAGCGACAACAAGGCUACUACAGUACAAUUUAUUACUGUGAAGUGUGGGAACACAGACUGUUUUAAGGUAACUUGCCUGUGAAUCCGCUUCAAAAAAAUUAAUAUUUUGUUUUCCAUUUUAAAUUGACGUUUAGAGUUUUUUGAACUAAAUGGUGGUUUAAAUAACUGAACUUGACAUCAGGAAGUUAUUUAAAAAUCGACUUAAAUGUCUGUUGGUGUGCAUCCACCCCCAUUGUUUCUGCGGCUUUCACACGUCAGUGUUGUUAUUAGACACCUGUUCGAGAAAUAUAUAUAUACUAUACAAUUGUUUUUCAAGCUGAUAGUCCUGCUAAGAGAUACGCUUUGCAAUGCUCUUGGGUUUCCCUUGUAUAUCUUGUUGCUUAAUUGUCAUUAUCGAAAAUUAUUAUAUGUGUAACUUGUCUUAAUAUGGGACAGGUAACAGGUGUGAAGUUCCAGAGUUACUAGGGAUUUAUUCUGGGUUUAAUAUUAGACAAUCACUGUUGGCAAUUGAUUUCAAGAGAGUAGCAGAUGACGAAAAGUAGGUUUUUGAGGCAACUAAGGACGCCAGAAUGACAAAGAGAAACAAGAAAUGGAAGAGAGAAGAUGAGAAACAUGUAAACCAAGACGAUUAUGCAACUGGUGAUUAGGAACAACAGAGAUGGAAGCAUGGAGAGAAAUGCCACACAAAGUAACUGUCGUCCUAAUGAAUUUGUUCUGAGAUCCUCCUCUUAUCGACAUUCUGAAGAAAAGAUGAGGCAGAAACUGCAAUUUUUCUUUAUGAAUCCUAUAGAAAAGUGGCAAGCUAAAAGAAGAUUUCCAUACAAAUUUAUUGUGCAAGUUAUCAAAAUAAUUUUAGUAACCCUGCAGCUCUGUUUAUUUGCUCACAGUCGGUAUAACCAUAUUAAUUACACAUGGGAUAAUCGCAUUGCAUUUUCUCAUCUGUUCUUGAAGGGCUGGGAUUCCACAAGGGAGGUUAAUGCAUAUCCUCCAGGAGUCGGUCCAUUAGCAGUAUACCAGAUUUUUGAAUUUUACUUAACUAUAGAUUAUGCCAUUGCAGGGUACACAAAUCUCUCAAAUGCUAUUGGACCUUAUUCUUACACAGAGGAGGAUAAUUCCAUGCCACCACCAGUACUAUGCAUCUGUCAUUAUAAAGAAGGUACAAUAUUUGGUUUCAAUGAGAGCUAUGUUUUUAACUCUGAAAUUGAACAAGUGUGUAUAAACAUGAAAAAUACAACAAAACCUUAUUCAAGUGAGGAAUAUCUUAGAGAGAAAAAAGUAAAUAUAAAUUUUUCUGCUUUAGUGAAGGCAACAUUGAAAUUUUCUGUGAAGACGAUAAACUUCAAAGCUGCUGGACCAAUUACUCCUCCUGACUGCUACAAAUUUGACAUUGAGAUAGACUUCGAUAAUCGAGAUCAUGAUGGUCAAAUGCUUUUGUCACUGGAUGCUGAUGCUGUCAGAUUAUCAUGCAAGGGCGAUGUGGAAUAUAUAGCGGAUAAUAAGCUCGAUUCGAUUCUCAGGACCAUACUAAAUUCAUUCGUGAUCAUCAUAUGCAGUGCAUCCUUGGUUCUCUGCAGCAGAGCAAUUUAUCGAGCUCAAGAACUGAAGUGGGAGACCAUUAACUUCUUUAAAGCAGCUUAUGGAAAGACCCUAAGUGUUGAUGGCCGUCUAGAGUUCUUAAACCUGUGGUAUUUGAUGAUUAUUGUAAAUGAUGUGCUUAUCAUUUUGGGGUCAGCUAUUAAAGAGCAGAUAGAAAAACAGCAAGUUGCUGGAGAUCAGUGGAACAUUUGCAGUGUACUUUUGGGGACUGGAAAUCUCCUAGUGUGGUUUGGAGUACUGAGGUAUUUGGGAUUUUUUAAGACUUACAAUGUGGUUAUCCUUACACUCAAGAAAGCAACACCCCAUGUUUUGAGAUUUCUUUUAUGUGCACUUCUUAUCUAUGCAGGCUUUACAUUUUGUGGAUGGCUCAUCUUGGGACCAUAUCACAUGAAGUUCCGAUCCCUAGCAAGCACAUCUGAGUGUUUGUUUGCCCUGAUUAAUGGUGAUGACAUGUUUGCAACUUUCUCCAUAAUGUCUUUAAAAUCACCAAUGUUAUGGUGGUACAGCCGAAUUUAUCUAUAUGGCUUCAUUAGCCUGUAUAUAUAUGUUAUUCUCAGCCUCUUCAUAUCAGUGAUAAUGGAUGCAUAUGAAACAAUAAAACUGUACUACAAGACAGGAUUUCCAAAAAAUGACCUUCAGAUAUUUGUUUCUUCUGGAAGAGAUGAAGCUGUUUCAGCAAUUCAGAAUGAGUCAUUAUCAACAACAUUAUCAUCCCUCAGUGAUUUUGUUGACAGGAUAUGUUGUUGCCAGAGGAAACCAUAUGUGGCGUUGGAGUGUACAGAUUCCAGUGGUUUAAAGUCUACAUACACACAUGUUACAAAUGCAAACUGUAUUUAGACACCUAUAACAUUUCUGAAUUCUUUGAAACAUUUGGUGCUAAAUAUUUUGUGAAUAUUGUAUAAUCAUUUUGUUCAGUUGACAAUUUUGAGCAAUUGUAGUAAUACACUGUCUACAGGCGAGUAUCAUAUUUUGUAUAUAGCCACAAACUAGUCUUUGUGUAAAAUUUAUAUAAACAUCUGGAAUUUUUACAAGU